Messenger RNA from Prorocentrum cordatum, 738 nucleotides. NCBI's taxonomy places the organism in Eukaryota, Dinophyceae, Prorocentrales, Prorocentraceae. The record is from the annotation of a GenBank genome assembly.
AUGGGUGAAUCAAGGUCUAACUCAACGGAAAGGGGUGCAAGACUGUGGCUUCAUGUGGGCCCCCACAAAACUGCUUCGACAACAAUUCAGAAACAACUUGAAGCUUGGCAGACCUCUCUAACAAGUGACGGCUGGACGUGGGAAGACCCUGCGCAGUUCGGACACAUUAUGCAUGUACGAAUGACUCAAAUCGCGAAUGUUGCAGAGUGUUAUCUGUCGUCCCAGUCCAUGUGCAGGGACUACACAGAAACAAUUUGUUCAGAUUGGCUGCACUUUCUUGACCAGCUCAAAGGAACUUCAAAAAAGGUAGUGAUGUCUAGUGAGCGUUUCGACCAGAUCAAUGACACCAGCGUCGCACAGCUCGCGUUUGACUUAAGCUACAUCAGUACCACCAUCGUGAUGGUUUACCGACCAUUUUACGAUUGGAUCGCAAGUUGGUAUCGGCAGCUCAAGGCUCACGGGCAGGUUGAAUUGGCCUUCGCAGAUUGGCGAAGCGUUUCACAGAUGGAGUACUACGCGUACAAUUACUCAUUCACGACUUCUCUACAUAGUCGCUACGCCGCUCAUUUUUCUGAUGUGAAGGUGCACGUGAUGGGCCCCGAUAUGAUGACCGAUAUUGUCUGCGAUGACUUCAAUGCUGCGAACACGUGCGCGACGUCUAGGAAGGCCAAAGUGAUGAAGCUAAACGUCAGAACAAAGUCUUCGCCACAUGAAUGCCUCAGUUCUCUGCAGCUGUAA